AUGGAUGCAGUGGUAGUACUGUGCCAUUUCUGUGAGACUCAUGGUCCGGCCGUGAUUAUGUGUACUCAACCUCUGCGUCAAGUCCCCUUACCGCUUUCGAGAAAGACUUCCACUGGUGCAACUCCACUCGCUUCGUCCAGCUGUGGAAGCUUUCAUGCUGCCUCCACAUCGGCUUCUCAUGAGGGCAUCAUCUGGCCUGGAGAACAUAAUGCCUUGAUGUAUACAACCAUUACAGCUGAACUUAUCAAUUCGACUGCACUGCCCCAAUCAACAGGAGCUGUUCAAGAUAUUGGCGGUACUCGAGGAAAAACCACUUCUUGUCGUGCCUGCUCCAUCAUCACUCAUGACGAAAUAGGUUUCGUUAGUCAUGACUCCUCUUCUAAAACAGAUUACGUUUCAACACAAUUCCCCAAUGAUGUUGAGCUGCUGAAAGCCAUUCGAACUGCGUGCAUGAGGAGUCUGUCUUCGGAAAUUGUAACAUCUGAAGAGGGACCUAUGUACUUUGGUGAUGAUGUUAAUAGGCAUGUGAUGAGUUAUAACUUCUCUGUAAAGGAUUCAAUGGCAAGAGGAUCUCAAGUUAGAUAUAGUUUCUUGCUGAUUACAUGGAACCAAAUCUUCCUGAUGAAUCUUUGGCCAUUCCUUGUGCGAUGCUUCAAAACAAUGGCCUCGCGAAUCAAAGCAGCAUGUUUAACGCUAUAUGAGGAGGAAACGGCUUCGGGAUCACCCCCAGGGGGAGGUAUAGCUACUAUUACAACGACUGCUGCUGCUGUCGCUCGUUCGGCAACUCCACCUGCGGGAGUGAAUUCCCUUCGACUUUGUCGCACGCCACCCCCACCUUCAUCUGGAUCCACACUUGCUCUUCACCAACAUUUAACCACAGGAGGGCAAUAUAACACCGCAUCAAGAUAUGGUAACACUUCAACCGCUAUUGGAAACCCGAAUAACUCAACUACACCACCCGGCCGUGUAGGUGGCGUGGGUGUGGUUGGCGUUGGUCUCGGGGGCUGUCCUACUCCCGCACCGCUUUCGUCUAGCCAAGCCGUGGCUGCUGGAUCUGCCCUCUCAUUGGGAAUUCAGAAUACUGUGAAGAAGAUGAAGGGACUGAAAAUUUCCGAGAGCGAAGUUAGAUCAUUGGCAGAUCUUUGUAGAGAUGACCAGAUUUACUAUAGAGUGCACGCUUGGUUCACUUGGCUCCUCCGUAUCACCUCUCGUGUCUGGGUACCGAUAGAAUUGAAGAAUGGAGCACCCUUGGACGAAGACGAAGCUGUUGAAGAGGAGGUUAAAAAUAAUUCGGGAAGCAGUAUCAGCAGCUAUCUUGUUGAUCCCUCCACUCUCGCUCUGGGUGUUGAUCUCGGUUGGACUGAUGGGCAAUUGGAUGUUGAGGCUGCUGUCCAAAUGCGUCUUCUAUCUGACCUCUAUAAGUGCAUUGGAGAUGUGAAUUUCCAGCGUCUUGUCUACUAUCUCGGCAUUGGCAAUCAGGUUAUCGUUCGGUCACAAGUGAAGUCCAAAGUUGGUGCCUUUACUACAGUCUCCCUGGCUCGACUUCUGCCCCGUGGAUGCAUCCGAUGUGUAAGUGCACAUACCACCUAA
Messenger RNA from Rodentolepis nana, 1590 nucleotides. The record is from the annotation of a GenBank genome assembly. Lineage: Eukaryota; Metazoa; Platyhelminthes; Cestoda; Cyclophyllidea; Hymenolepididae.